GGAAAAUUAGUCAAAAGUUAGGAAAACGGAAUCGUUUUUGUAAGACCGUCAACUGUCAACGCGGCAUCCCCAUUGCCAGUCGCCAAAUGGGCUCUGCUCAGUGAUGGAGAUAUAAAGGCCACAGAGACGCGGUGUUUCAAUGUUCGAAAGAUCAAGAGAAAACAGAGCUGGAGCUUUUGAAAAUGGCUUCAAUGGCAGCACCAACAACCGCCUAUCGCGGCUAUUAUUAUAAGACUCGUGGCAAACACCAUAUCGGUUCAGCCCGUCCUCGAAUCCUCCUUUCUCAUCUGCAAAACGGCGACGACGACAACAUCAAACCCAGCGACCAAAUUGCUCGAAGGGAAAUUAUACUGAGGAGCAGCGAAUUAGCAGUAGUUGGGGCCAUUUUCAAUCUCAGUGGAAAAAAGCCUGAAUACUUGGGGGUGCAGAAGAACCAACAAGCACUAGCUCUGUGUCCAGCUACCAAGAAUUGCAUAUCAACUUCGGAGAAUAUCAGCGAUCUUACUCAUUAUGCUCCUCCUUGGAAUUAUAAUAUCAGUAGAAAGAAGCCUGUGAGCAGAGAAGUGGCAAUGGAGGAGCUUCUUCAAGUGAUAAAGUCAACAAAACCAGAUAAAUUUACACCGAGGAUUGCAGAAAAGAAGGAUGACUAUUUGCAUGUGGAGUACCAAAGUCCUAUUUUGGGGUUGGUGGAUGAUGUUGAAUUUUGGUUUCCACCAGGCAAUGACUCCAUCGUGGAGUAUCGAUCUGCUUCAAGGUUGGGAAACUUCGAUUUUGAUUACAAUAGAAAGAGAAUAAAGACAUUGCGACUGGAGUUGGAGAAAAAAGGAUGGGCUUCUGCGGACAGCUUCUGAGAAGAAGAAUAAGGGGAGCUUCUCAAGGGCCGCUGCUCAGUGCUCACUGCCGCUCUGAUACUCGUAACCCUCAUUGUGUUAAUCAAUAAUCAAAUUAAAAAAAAAAAAGGAAUAAAUUCAUGCAAUGAUUUUCUUUCUUUUUUUUUUAAUUUAAAUACCUGAUGUUUUGAAAAGCUUUUAAUUAUUCUUCCUUGACAACAUUUUUCAAGCACGCAUGAAAUAGAAGAGAAGUGCCAUUUUACAGAGUACAAUUAUUCAGUACUCUGGAGUCUGGAGAACA
Messenger RNA from Hevea brasiliensis (rubber tree), 1131 nucleotides. RefSeq lists its product as uncharacterized. Lineage: Eukaryota; Viridiplantae; Streptophyta; Magnoliopsida; Malpighiales; Euphorbiaceae. The transcript has 7 exons. Bases 183 to 851 code for a protein of 222 amino acids. The record is from RefSeq and is a predicted model, not a curated record.